GUCCACCCAUUUUUGUCUUCUAUUACAUAUGACAUUAUGACCAGAUGAUCAGAAAUUUUCAGAUGCUCUACAGAUACCAAUAUGAAUGCUUCCAUUAAUGUUCCAUCAGAGUGAUUUCCUGGAAGAUCAGAAUCAACUUUUUUUUUAUAUAUUUUCCAUGAUCAAGGUCCAAGUCGUAGGACUCCAGCCUCCAGCAACAAACAAUCGAUAGAGAUGCAAAACUAAAAAAUUACCUCUCAUCUUACUUAUUUUAUUUCUUCGUGCUCAACAAAUCUUCCUUAAACCAACCAGUUUGUGUCUUUCAUUUUUAUCAAAACACAUGGCAGAAAUAUUUCUAUUCUGUAUUGCAGAAAAUGUUUUGGGAAAGAUAGGCUCUCUUGCCCAUGAAGAAAUAUGUUUGGCACGGGGUGUAGAGAGCAAUAUGAAAAAGCUUGUUGAGAACUUAUUAUCCAUCAAAGCUGUUCUCCUGGAUGCCGAGGAGAAGAAGGCACAUAACCACGAGCUGCGUAUCUGGCUUGGGAGGCUUAAGGAUUUCCUCUAUGAUGCCGAAGACGUGAUGGAUGAGUUUAAUUAUCAAGGGCUUCGCAAGCAAGUGUUGAAAGAGUAUGGAACCAUACAAACCAAGGUACGCAGAUUAUUCUUUCCAAGCUCAAAUCCACUUGCAUUCCGUUUCAAAAUAGGUCAUAAGAUUAAGAAGCUUAAGGGGAGACUAGAUGAUAUAGCAGCUCAGAAGUCUAAAUUCCAUCUCACGGAGCUAGUUACUUAUGGCAUGGUGGGGCACAGAGAAAGGGAGAUGACUGAUUCCUUUGUGCGAGCAUCAAAUAUUAUUGGAAGAGAUGCUGAUAAGGAAAAACUCAUGGAGUUUCUAUUGAAAUCAGAUGAUCAAGCUGCAGGUAUAAUCUCUGUUAUCCCUAUUGUUGGAAUAGGAGGAUUGGGAAAGACUACUCUAGCUAAGAUGUUAUACAAUGAUAAGAGAGUAGAUGCACAUUUUCAAUUGAAAAUGUGGACGUGUGUCCCUGAGGAUGAAUUUGAGAAGAAGAAGAUACUAGUAAAAAUGCUCAAGUCCUUAACUGAUCAAGAUGUUAGUAACUUGGAUACUGACCAGUUACAAGCUCGCAUUCGAGAUCAACUAAACGGAAAGAAAUUUUUACUUGUCUUGGACGAUGUGUCGAUGGUUGAACGUAUUCGCAGUAAAUGGGUUGAGCUGAGAGAAUUGUUGGAAAUAGCUGCCAUUGGAAGUACAGUGAUUGUAACAACACGUGAUGAUAGAGUGUCUGAAAUGCUGGGUACUAUUGAAGGAUACAAGUUAAAAGGUCUUCCACAAGAGGAUUGUUUGUGUUUAUUGAAAAAAUGGGCGUUCAAAGAAGGAGAAGAGGAGCGCUACCCGUACCUACUGGAAAUCGGAGAGGACAUCGUGAAGAAAUGUGGAGGGCUUCCUUUGGCGGUGAGGACCUUAGGGACCCUGCUCUACUCGAGAAAUGAAGAACGGUACUGGAAAUCCAUAAGAAAUGAUGAGAUUUGGAAACUAAAACAGGAUGAAGGGGAUAUUUUACCUGUACUAAGACUAACUUAUGAUCAAAUGCCAUCUGAAUUGAGGCAAUGUUUCGCUGUUUGUUCUGUCUUUCCAAAAGGUAAGUUAUUCAACAGUUUUCUUUUGGUUCAGUUUUGGAUGGCACACGGUCUACUUCAAUCUCCAGAUGGAAACCAGGAACCUGAAUAUCUUGGCUUCCAAUAUGUUAAGGAGUUAUACUCAAGAUCAUUCUUUCAGGAUUUUGAGGAAUAUGGUUAUUUUUACGUGUUUACAAUGCAUGAUUUGGUACACGAUCUUGCACUCUUGGUUGCUCAAAAUGAGUGCUCAACUGUCAAUUUUCAAACCAAGAGUAUACCUGAAGGUGUGCGCCAUCUUUCAUUCUCCGAUGCAGAAGCUUUAUUUGGUGAAGGGGUUCAAUGUCUUCCACAAAAUCCAAGAAAUGUGAGGAGUAUUCUUUUCCCAUUUGGAGAACCAACAGUUACAAGUGAAUCCUCCAUUGAUGCAUGCAUCUCUAAGUUCAGGUUUCUAAGGUCGUUGGAUCUAACUUAUUCAUCAUUUGAGUUGUUGCCCAGCUCUAUUGGUGACCUGAAACAUCUGAGAUCUCUUCUCUUGUGCUUCAAUCGUAGAUUAAAGAAAAUGUCCAACUCAAUCUGCAAGCUCCACAAUCUACAAACUCUACUCGUACAUGGAUGCGUAGAACUUGAGGAUCUGCCAAGAGAUGUUCGGAACAUGAUCAGCCUGAGAAAUCUGCAUAUCACCACGAAACAGAAGAGUUUAACAGUGAGUGGAAUUGGGUGCCUAAAAUCUCUCAGAACUCUGGUUCUGUGCAGAUGCACCAAUCUUGAAUCCCUCUUUGAACCAACAGUACACCUCCCUGCUUUGAGAGUAUUGUACAUCGACUCUUGUCCUAACUUGGUGUCUUUGUCACACAUUCUGAGGAACCUAACUGCAUUAGAUACAUUGAUUAUUCGGCAAUGUAUGCACAUGGAUUUAAUGGAUGAGGUGGAACACGGUGGUCAAAAUUUGAAACUUCAGUUGCUAGUGCUAGCUGGUUUGCCACAAUUGACUAUCUUGCCAAGAUGGCUUCAAGGGUCUUCGGAGACUUUGGAAUACUUGUGUGUUGGAUCUUCUCCCAAUUUUUCAUCCUUGCCUGAGUGGCUGCACAACUUCAAAUCACUCAAAACGAUUGCAGUAGCAGACUGUCCUAGCUUAUUGUCUCUACCGGACUCCUUUGGUUGUCUCACAAACCUUAAGGAAUUGAAGAUUCUAAAUUCUCCACAACUAAGUGAAACAUUCCAGCCAGAAAUAGGCUUAGUUGAUCAGUUGCUAAGGCAGCAUCACGUAGGAUCAAGGAUCGUAGUCUUGCAGUCUCACAAGAAGGUCGGCACGUCGCUGCCAAAGAUGUUUGGUAUAAUAGAGAAGCUAGCUUUGAUGGUGUUCUACCGAUCGAUCUCCUCUAAAAAUGUCUUCUUCUAGUUCUGUAGUUUUAAGUGCUUUCUUUUGAUUAUAUCUCAAGCAAAGGAAGCCCUAUAUUGAGACAAUGUGCUUUCUUCAAAAUAAAACAUGUUGGAUUUUUCCAUCUCUUGAGC
Molecule: messenger RNA, 3120 nt
Organism: Tripterygium wilfordii
Lineage: Eukaryota; Viridiplantae; Streptophyta; Magnoliopsida; Celastrales; Celastraceae
Product: putative disease resistance protein RGA1
Exons: 2
Coding region: 320-3007 (895 amino acids)
Biological process (GO): defense response to other organism
Molecular function (GO): ADP binding
Source: RefSeq, a predicted model, not a curated record